AUGUCUCGGAAACGUCCCAUCGCUAGCGCUAAGCGCACACGCACUGCGCGGACCUUUGAUGAGGUACCGAAGAAAUCAAAGGUGGUGCUGCUGUCUUGUGGGUCUUUCAACCCAGUGACAAAUAUGCACCUGCGCAUGUUUGAACUGGCAAGAGAUCACCUGGAGGACACGGGACGGUAUGAAGUGGUGAAGGGGAUCCUGUCACCAGUGGGCGAUGGCUACAAGAAGAUAGGCCUGAUCGAGGCCAGCCAUCGGGUGGAAAUGGCCAAGCUGGCGGUAGAGAGCUCCAGCUGGAUUGAGGUGGACAGCUGGGAGAGCAGGCAGGCCGACUGGCAAGAGACAGUCAAAGUGCUACGGCAUCAACAACAGGAACUGCUCUCCCAGGAACCGGACACUGAUGUGGUAGGCACUGCAAAACCUGGCAGGAAAAGAAAACGCAUGGAUGCCAGCAGUGCCACCAAGAGGAGGAAGCUCGAAGAGCCUGAUAUUGCACCUAAAAAAACAGGUGAGCCGCGCGUGAUGCUACUCUGCGGUGCUGAUGUGCUGGAAUCAUUCGGUGUGCCGGGGCUGUGGAAGCCUCAGCACAUCGAGGAGAUUGCCAGCACAUUUGGACUGGUGUGCAUCACCCGCGGCGGAUCGGAUGCGGAAGCCUUCAUACAGGGCUCCGACCUCCUCUUGCCACACCGCAGCAACAUCCACGUGGUGCAGGAGUGGGUGGCCAACGAUGUGUCGGCCACUCGCAUCCGCCACGGGCUGCGGUGUGGCCACAGUGUCCGCUACCUUCUGCCCGACCCGGUGCUCGGCUACAUUCAGGAGCGGCAGCUGUACAAUGCGGAGAGUGAGCAGAGGAACGAAGGGGUUGUGCUGGCUCCUCUCCAGAAAUGUGCAAGAACGCAGGAGUAA
This is a messenger RNA of Brienomyrus brachyistius, 903 nucleotides long. Its product is annotated as nicotinamide/nicotinic acid mononucleotide adenylyltransferase 1-like. The transcript is spliced from 5 exons. The coding region runs from base 1 to 903 and encodes 300 amino acids. Gene Ontology annotation, molecular function: nicotinate-nucleotide adenylyltransferase activity; nicotinamide-nucleotide adenylyltransferase activity. Gene Ontology annotation, biological process: NAD+ biosynthetic process. Lineage: Eukaryota; Metazoa; Chordata; Actinopteri; Osteoglossiformes; Mormyridae. The record is from RefSeq and is a predicted model, not a curated record.